GGAUUGCACUGUAGGAUACCCAGUUGGUGUCAGAGAAAAUGGUGUCAGAAAAAAAGACAUCUCACUAUGUUUACACUAAAUGUAAACCAGACAUUUUUCUGCUCCAGCACAGGAGCAAAUGGAAACCCAUGGUUUUGACCAGCUGCAGCCAUUAACGAAGUUGCAAAUAUGAAGCAUUGAUUUAACACCAAGCAUGAAUCUUGAUUGGGAAGACAGGCGUUGCAUCAAAAUGUGGAGGUUACUUGCACAAGUUAACUUUUUCUAAAUGUUGCAUCACUGUGUACUGGUUGGCUUCCAAAUACUUUGUCUUCCCUAUGGGCCAUAUAUUAGAUAAUCAAGGAAUUUUUCAAAUAGAAACUAAUUGCAGAGUUUCCGGUUGACCAGCAUUCAUAGGGUAGCAUUUGAAUGCAUAGAAUUGGUUUGCCAUGUCUCCAUAAGUAAAAGAUGGCCGUGGUUUCCUAGAGUAGAAUGAAGACCAACACAGAGAUGGUGUGUCUAAGAAAUUUCAAAAGGUGUAGGCCUCCUGAUUGAAGCAUAAUCUACUUAUUGGAAUCAUUUUUUUCAUUAUAUUUCUGUACUCCAACAAGGAAAAGUCAUGAUUACGCUAACAGAGCUAAAAUGUUUAGCAGAUGCCCAGUCAUCUUAUCACAUCCUCAAGCCAUGGUGGGACGUCUUCUGGUAUUACAUCACCCUGAUCAUGCUGCUGGUGGCUGUGCUGGCCGGAGCGCUCCAGCUGACGCAGAGCAGGGUUCUGUGCUGUCUUCCGUGUAAGGUGGAAUUCGACAAUCACUGCGCCGUGCCUUGGGACAUCCUGAAAGCCAGCGUGAACACGUCCUCUGAUCCUAGGACACCGCUUCCGCUGCCUGUCAGAAUCCAGAAUGACCUCCACCGCCAGCAGUACUCUUAUAUCGACGCCGUCUGUUACGAGAAACAGCUCCACUGGUUCGCAAAGUUUUUCCCCUACCUGGUGCUCUUGCACACGCUCAUCUUUGCAGCCUGCAGCAACUUCUGGCUUCACUACCCCAGUACCAGCUCCAGGCUGGAACAUUUUGUGGCCAUCCUUCACAAGUGCUUCGACUCUCCGUGGACCACCCGCGCCCUGUCAGAAACGGUGGCCGAGCAGUCUGUGAGGCCCCUGACACUCUCCAAGUCCAAGGUUUUGCUUUCCUCCUCAGGGUGUUCAGCCGAUGUUGACUCCAACAAGCAGUCGUUGCCCUACCCGCAGCCUGGCUUGGAGUCACCUGGCAUAGAAAGCCCAACUUCCAGCGUCCUGGACAAGAAGGAGGGCGAACAGGCCAAAGCCAUCUUUGAAAAAGUGAAAAGGUUCCGCAUGCACGUGGAGCAGAAGGACAUCAUUUAUAGAGUGUAUCUGAAGCAGAUUAUAGUCAAAGUCAUUUUGUUUGUCCUCAUCAUAACUUACGUUCCGUAUUUUUUAACCUACGUCACUCUUGAAAUUGACUGUUCAGUUGACGUGCAGGCUUUUACAGGAUAUAAGCGCUACCAGUGUGUCUACUCCUUGGCAGAAAUAUUUAAGGUCCUGGCUUCGUUUUAUGUCAUUUUGGUUAUACUUUAUGGCCUCACCUCCUCCUACAGCUUGUGGUGGAUGCUGAGGAGUUCCCUGAAGCAAUAUUCCUUUGAGGCGUUGAGAGAAAAAAGCAACUACAGCGAUAUUCCUGAUGUCAAGAAUGACUUCGCCUUCAUCCUCCAUCUGGCUGAUCAGUAUGAUCCUCUUUAUUCUAAACGCUUCUCCAUAUUCCUCUCGGAGGUCAGUGAGAACAAACUGAAACAGAUCAACCUCAAUAACGAAUGGACGGUUGAGAAACUGAAAAGUAAGCUUGUGAGGAAUUCCCAGGACAAGGUAGAACUGCAUCUUUUUAUGUUAAACGGUCUUCCAGACAAUGUCUUUGAGCUAACUGAAAUUGAAGUGCUAAGCCUGGAGCUUAUCCCUGAGGUCAAGCUGCCCUCCACAGUCUCCCAGCUGGUCAACCUCAAGGAGCUUCAUGUGUACCAUUCGUCUCUGGUGGUAGACCAUCCUGCACUAGCCUUCCUAGAGGAGAAUUUAAAAAUCCUCCGCCUAAAAUUUACUGAAAUGGGGAAAAUUCCGCGCUGGGUAUUUCACCUGAAGAAUCUCAAGGAACUUUAUCUGUCAGGCUGUGUUCUGCCUGAGCAGUUGAGUACCAUGCAAGUGGAGGGAUUUCAGGACUUAAAAAACCUGAGGACCCUCUACUUGAAGAGCAGCCUCUCCCGGAUCCCGCAAGUCAUUACAGACCUCCUGCCUUCACUGCAGAAGUUGUCCCUCGAUAAUGAGGGGAGCAAACUGGUUGUGUUGAACAACUUGAAAAAGAUGGUCAAUCUGAAAAGCCUAGAGCUGAUCAGCUGCGACCUGGAACGCAUUCCACACUCCAUUUUUAGCCUGAACAAUUUGCAUGAGUUAGACCUAAAAGAAAAUAAUCUUAAAACUGUGGAAGAGAUCAUUAGCUUUCAGCAUCUUCAGAAUCUUUCCUGCUUAAAGUUGUGGCACAAUAACAUUGCUUAUAUUCCUGCCCAAAUUGGGGCAUUAUCUAAUCUAGAGCAGCUCUCUUUGGACCAUAAUAAUAUUGAGAAUCUGCCGCUGCAGCUUUUCCUAUGCACCAAACUACACUAUUUGGAUCUAAGCUAUAACCACCUGACCUUCAUUCCAGAAGAAAUCCAGUAUCUAAGUAAUUUGCAGUACUUUGCUGUGACCAACAACAAUAUUGAGAUGCUACCAGAUGGGCUGUUUCAGUGCAAAAAGCUGCAGUGUUUACUUUUGGGGAAAAAUAGCCUGAUGAGUUUGUCCCCUCACGUGGGUGAGCUGUCGAACCUUACUCAUCUGGAGCUCAUUGGUAAUUACCUGGAAACACUUCCUCCUGAACUGGAAGGAUGUCAGUCCCUAAAACGGAGCUGUCUGAUUGUUGAGGAAAAUUUGCUCGCUACUCUUCCUGUCCCUGUCACAGAACGUUUGCAGACGUGCUUAGAUAAAUGUUGACCUAAAGAGAAAAUAAUUUUCAAAAGUAUGCCGCAGGGCUUUAAAUGAGAACUAAAAUUUCCUAAGUUAUAAAGAUGAAAAAUGGGUAAUAAUUAUGACUGACUAUAAGCAAAUGUCUUAUUAAAGCAACUCGGUGUCUAGCCCUAAGUUAAACAGGGAAAAGUGUUGACGCGGAACGAAAGGUUUGUGAAUAACUGAUCGUUAAUUUAUUGAGAUGUAAGAAAUACACUUUGAGGGUGACAUGGGGGACGUGAAAUUAUUGAAUCUCUACCUUGCAGAUUUUACCUUGAAGAUUGGAUCCUCUUUCUUCUCCCUCUCCCAUCCCCGUGACUUAUUUGCACACUUGUUUUAACUGACUUCCUGUUUUGAUAUUUAUCGCCUAGACCAUAAACUCAUCCAUAUAAAUCUCCUUGAUGUAUAUUCCGCACUGUCUUUGAUUUUAUGUUCUUAAAUGUUUUUAGGCAGGGUGCAUUGUGCUCGGCAGUAUUCCUUCUAGGCUUAAUUUUUACUUCCUGUCCCAGCUUGCUUGAGUCUUCCUUCACCUGGUUUUCUCUUAACAACAGUGAUGAACCCUGAGAAAGUGCCGGCCUUUGGCCUCUGCACAGAACAGGAGCAGAGUACUUAGGACAUGUCACCCUCAGGGCAUCCUGAAAACUAGCAUAUUCUCUACAGUUUCUUCCUGUGUAUCAUCAAAGCCUUUUUUAUUUGCUAAUAAUUUUUAUAUUAAAUGUAAAACAUAUAAAUAUUUUCUAUUGUAUAAUCUUGGAUUCAAAAUCUGUGAGAAUAAUUUUGUAAGGUACAGAGAACACAUGCAUUUCUUUAAGAAUUUACUAUUAAUAUACUUGGUUUGGGCUGCUUAUGAUUUUCAUAUUUGAGUGCAUUCUGCUCCAAAAUGUUUUUGUACUCUGCAACUAAUUACUUUUGGAUAACAAAAGGCUUGUGUUUCACACCCUAAAAUAUUUGGGGGGUUUCCUUGUAAGAGGAUGGCCGCAUCAUCUACCUCUCUCUUCCCUGGUUGCUGUGCUAUUGUACGGGUACAAUUCUUAAUUACUUCAAAAACUGUGAUGGAGGAGAGAGGGACAGAUUUGGUUCUUUAAAACUGAUUUUAAAACACUUCAUAGAAAUUAAGUAGGAGUUAAAGCAAAAUACUUUUCUUCUCCAUCUGCACGCCUCUAGAUAUGAUUAUAAUAUAAAACAGCCUCUAUUCAGUGUUUAGGAUGGGUUCUCAAAGCUCACAAAGAAGUAGAUCCAUUUAACUGAAAUUCAUCUCAUGCCUUUGUCUAACUUUUCUGGAACAUAUUUUGCUCUUUUUUAUAAAGAGCUUUGUGUUUGGCCUUUUAUUAUCAUGCAUAUUGUAAAAUGAAUAAAAUCAACUGACUCAUUUUUGGGAAAUGUGCAUUUUUAAUGUGUUUUUCUAAUUGGUCUAGGCAUUAUGAUGCCAUCUCAUUUGGGAUGUAACUGAAGUAAUCUAUUAAUUGCUCCUAGACAAAACUGGAAAAUCUGUGGGUAAAGUACUGUAAACAUAGAAUUGUCGUGUGCAGUAUGUUUUUCUUGCUUUGCCCAUUGUAGAAAGAUGAAAGGAAGUCUUUCAAUUAUAGCAAAAUGUAGCUUCCCUCACCUGCCACACACCCCUGGACUGAAGCUCACAGAAGAAAAUUGUUCGUGUCAAAUGAAAUUUCAAUAAUAUUAGCUAUAAAAAAUAUAAAACACCAAAAGCUGCCUAAGACAUUAUUGCUUAUUCUGAAUGAAAAGGAACAGUGUAAAAAUGUUUUCUUACCAAAACUUGCCUUUAGUCAGAACAUUCAAGUUCUCAGGGACCCAGGCAUGACUGAUGAAACUUUCUUCUAAGACUUCAGAAAACAGAUUCUGACUAUGUCUAGGGUUUUUUGUUAUUUUCGUUUUUUUAAAAUAUGAGUUAAUGGUCAUUUUAAUGUUUCACAAUAUACUAUGUACUAAUUCCAGUGUUGGAUAGGAUUAUCUUAAAUUUUGGACAUGAAUAUAAUACAUGGAGAAGUGUCUAAAUGUUUUCGGCCACAUAAUGAGCCAUAAUUUAUAUGAAAAAUCCCACCCUCUUCUCUAAAGAAUAGUUUUCAAAACAAAUUUCAGAUUUGCUACCAUUCCCCUGACAAACUAGAACUUCUCCAUGUCUAGUCACUGAUUCUGUUCACCUGCAGAAGUCAUUGGCUAAAUCUUCCUUAUCACCUCUCGAAAUUUCUGGAAGCAAGUUACUAUCAAUAGUGAAUAUUGUAAGCUGCUUUCCAAACACUAGGGUAUAGUUACUGAUGCAAACUCUGUUCUUGAUGCCAUAGUUUUUAGAUUUCUUUUGUAUGUCGAUGUUACACACCAGUGUUCACGUAGCUUUUGAAAUAACGUGGCACUGAUGCAAUGAAUUCUGAGAACACCACUUGACGUACGAAAAUGUGUUGAUGCCACCUUUACUGCAUUGUUGGAGCAGACUUUCAUUUUACAAGUAUUCAUAUUUAUUUAAGAGGAUUGUAAAUGAAGAAAAUGAAGUCUGUCCAAUUAAUUGUGAGACUUUAGUUGGCACAUGUCCAAGAAUGUUUAGUGCAUUUUCUAGAAAAUAAAUGUGGAUGUUAUUCAGAACAAAGUUGAUGGCUUAUGCUAGCAAUGGCAUUGGUUCAUUUUAUUUACAUGCACACACACACACAGACACACACAAAUGAGCUUGCAUACACAUAGAGACACACAAACCCCUCUGUAUGCAAAAUGUAACUUAGUUUUGGAUAUAUUUAGUAUUUUUUUCCAAAGUUGCGACAGGUAGGUUAAUGCUACAAUAUGAAUUCUUUUUUAUUCAUUACUUGUAAUCAUGGAGUGUUCUACUCUUAGUUGUAAUAUUUAAAAGAAAACUGAAUGCUCACCCUUAGUCUGAGAGCCUAAGCAGUUUUGAGCAUUCCUGGUAAGGUGUGGUAUUCUUUUCCUAACCUAUGUCAGAGUAUAUCUAUGUGGCACAUAGAUACUGUGUUUUCAUUCUUCAUCCUCAAUCUUGAUUUUUUCCCCCCAGAUGUCACCAUAUUUCACUGUCACUUAACAAUAUUUGUGUUAAACAGGGUAAAUAGAGAUCCUCAGGAUCUUGGCGCUGUGGCAUAGCUUCAAUUUGUGUGCUCUGGUCUGCUGCCGUGAGUUAUUGGCAUAACAUUAUUGUUUGAUAGUGAAAAUAUUUGUUUCUGUUCUUCAAAUGUUUGAUGAUUCAAAUUUUAUAUGUUUAAUUAAAAUAUUGCAUAAUAUUGAUGGGUUCAGAAACCAUUAAAAUAAUCAAACAAUUA
Equus caballus (horse) is the source of this 6291-nucleotide messenger RNA. The record is from RefSeq and is a predicted model, not a curated record. NCBI's taxonomy places the organism in Eukaryota, Metazoa, Chordata, Mammalia, Perissodactyla, Equidae.